AUGCCUGAAACCAGUUCAACCAACCAACCAUGGGAAUCCCAUGAGAGCUACAGACAAACCUUCAGGAAACUCCUGUAUAUCAGCACUUUUACCAGGCCAGACAUAGUAGUAGCAGUGGGAUACUUGUGCAGGAAAACUAGCUUGCCAAACAAGAAGGACUGGGAAGCAGUCAAGAGAGUAGUAAGAUACUUGAAGGGCACUCAAGCCAUGAAGCUGAAGUUAUUGGUUACCCAAGAUCCCAAGCUGAUGGAAUAUGCAGAUGCUGACUGGGCUGAAGACACCACAGAUCAGAAAUCCAUCAGUGGAAAAACCUUCUACUAUGGAAAUUCAAUGAUCUGCUGGGCAAGCAAGAAACAAGAGGCUGUAGCACUCUCUUUCAGAGAAGCAGAGUACGUGUCAGCUUCUGAAGCAAGCAGACAGUUGGCAUGCCUGCUCAUGCUGUUUAAAGAAUUAGGCAUCUCUAUACCUGGCCCUGUCACAACGCAUGAAGACAACCAAAUAAGCAUCAGACUCGUGGAGUUAGAAGGGGUGAGUUCAUGA
Messenger RNA from Rhineura floridana, 540 nucleotides. RefSeq lists its product as uncharacterized. The transcript has a single exon. The record is from RefSeq and is a predicted model, not a curated record. Bases 1 to 540 code for a protein of 179 amino acids. Lineage: Eukaryota; Metazoa; Chordata; Lepidosauria; Squamata; Rhineuridae.